Triplophysa rosa is the source of this 4805-nucleotide messenger RNA. It is a transcript of the gene lrrc8ab, whose product is annotated as leucine rich repeat containing 8 VRAC subunit Ab. Gene Ontology annotation, molecular function: protein binding. Bases 602 to 2992 code for a protein of 796 amino acids. The transcript is spliced from 4 exons. Lineage: Eukaryota; Metazoa; Chordata; Actinopteri; Cypriniformes; Nemacheilidae. The record is from RefSeq and is a predicted model, not a curated record.
UCACCUCCUCCGUUCGCUUUUAAAAGUGAAUCUUGCCCUUUCCAAUAUGGCAGCGACGCUGAUACACGAUUCAGCAGCCACUUCCUCCGGUCCACUGGGGGCAGUAAUGAACGGACAAAAAUGCAAAACCCCAAACCUGAGUUAUCACUGCCCUCUAGUGUGCUGAUCCGAGUAUUAAAUAUUCAUCUGAUCCCUGCAGCAGAGAUUUUGCCGUGUUUUUCUCUCUCGGUGUUCUUUAUUCUCAUCUCAGCUGUUGGUGGAUAGACACAUGGAGCGGUGACAGCACACAUACACACACAGCUGAGUGCGUCCCAUCCUGGCAACAAAAUGAACUGCGAUGAGUGCCAGUUCCUGAAUGGACAUGACUGUUAGGUAAGACCCAACGGAGGAGACAGUACUUCAGACACUGCCCUGCCUUAGACAAACAGGAUUUGAACCCUGGGGUCACGGACUCACCAUAGCCAGAGGAGACAAUUCUUCAGUGUUAUUAUCGGAAAUGGCUAAUAAUAGAUGACAAGAAAGCCAAAGUGUUCCUUUGGCGGAGUCCUCUUUUGUAGCAGCCGCAGCCAGAGAAGACAGCUGUGCUGGACUUUGGUGAAUCAUGAUCCCUAUUACCGAGCUGCGCUAUUUUGUGGACACGCAACCUGCGUAUCGCAUUUUAAAGCCGUGGUGGGAUGUGUUCACGGACUAUAUAUCAGUGGUCAUGCUAAUGAUCGCCGUAUUCGGAGGCACACUUCAGGUCACACAGGACAAGAUGAUCUGCCUGCCCUGCAAAUGGGUGGUUAAUGAGACCUGUAGAAAGUAUUUCAACUCCUCGGGUUCAGUGCCCCUGACCCUGGAACCUCAAGGGAUACGGUAUGACCUCGACCGACACCAGUAUAACUACGUCGAUGCUGUGUGCUACGAAAACAAGCUCCACUGGUUUGCAAAAUAUUUUCCCUAUUUGGUGCUGCUUCACACGCUCAUCUUCCUCGCUUGCAGUAACUUCUGGUUCAAAUUCCCAUGGACCAGCUCGAAACUGGAACACUUCGUGUCCAUUCUUCUGAAGUGCUUCGACUCGCCAUGGACCACGCGAGCUCUGUCCGAAACGGUGGUGGAGGAGAGCGACCCCAAAGCUUUCGGGAAAAUGAACGGCUCCUUCGACAAGAAGGCUUCGUACGUCAGCGAGGACGUGGAGGCGAGCGCUCCCAUGCUGUCAACAACCAGGUUUCGUUUCGAACAGGGAAUCGUGGACCACUCUGAGACCGGUGUACUGGACAAAAAGGAAGGCGAACAGGCCAAGGCGUUGUUUGAGAAGGUGAAGAAGUUUCGAAUUCAUGUUGAAGAGGGAGACAUAGUCUACAGACUCUACAUACGACAAACUAUCAUCAAAGUUGUCAAGUUUAUCCUCAUCAUCUCCUACACGGGAUACUACGUCCACAAAAUUCAAUUCAGCGUUGACUGCAGUGUGGAUAUCGAAAACCUCACGGGUUAUCACAUGUACAAUUGCGCACAUCCCCUGGCCACUCUGUUUAAAAUCUUAGCGUGCUUUUACAUUAGCCUGGUGGUUGUGUAUGGGAUGAUCUGUGUGUAUACCCUCAGCUGGAUGCUUCGGCGUUCUCUCAAGAAGUAUUCUUUUGAGUCCAUCAGAGAGGAGAGCAGCUACAGCGACAUCCCGGACGUGAAGAACGACUUCGCCUUCAUGCUGCACAUGAUCGAUCAAUACGAUCCUCUUUAUUCCAAACGAUUUGCGGUUUUCCUCUCGGAGGUGAGCGAGAACAAACUUCGCCAGCUGAAUCUUAACAACGAAUGGACUUUGGAGAAACUUCGGCAGAGGGUUACCAAAAACUCCCAGGAGAAGUUAGAGUUGCAUCUGUUCAUGCUUAGUGGAAUUCCAGACACGGUUUUUGACUUAGUAGAGCUGGAGGUCCUAAAACUCGAGCUCAUCCACGAUGUCACCAUCCCGCCAAUCAUUGCCCAGCUUACUAACCUCAGGGAGAUGUGGCUGUACCAUACGCCGGCCAGAAUAGAAGCUCCGGCUUUGGCGUUUCUAAGAGAGAACCUGAAAUCGUUGCACAUCAAAUUUACAGACAUCAAGGAAAUACCUCUAUGGAUCUACAGCUUGAAGAACCUCAGCGAACUGCAUCUUACCGGUAACCUCAGCGCUGACAACAAUCGCUACAUCGUCAUCGACGGCCUACGAGAGUUGAAGCGACUUAAGGUUUUGAGGCUGAAAAGCAACCUCACCAAGUUGCCCCAGGUGGUCACGGAUGUCGGGAUGCACCUCCAGAAGUUGUCCAUCAACAACGAAGGAACAAAGUUGAUGGUGCUCAACAGCUUGAAGAAGAUGGUGAACCUGACCGAGCUGGAGCUGGUCCGCUGUGAUCUGGAACGUAUACCGCAUUCCAUCUUCAGCUUGCACAACUUGCAGGAGAUUGAUCUUAAGGACAACAACCUCAAGACUAUCGAUGAGAUCAUUAGUUUUCAGCAUCUUCAUCGACUUGUUUGUCUGAAGAUGUGGUAUAAUCAGAUUGCUUAUAUACCGUUCCAGAUAGGUACGCUGACCAACCUGGAGCGCCUUUAUUUGAACCGCAACAAGAUCGAGAAGAUACCGAAUCAGCUGUUCUUCUGCCGGAAGCUUAGGUUUCUUGAUCUGAGCCAUAACAAUCUAACAAGCAUCCCGUCGGAAAUAGGAAGUCUCCAGAACCUUCAGUACCUCGCUGUUACUGCCAACAGGAUUGAAGUUCUUCCCCCCGAGUUGUUUCAGUGUAAGAAGCUGCGCACGCUCAACCUCGGAAACAACUGUUUGCAGUCUCUGCCCUCUCGGUUUGGGGAGCUCACCAAUCUGACCCAGCUAGAACUGAGGGGCAACAGGCUGGAGUGUCUCCCCGUUGAACUCGGAGAGUGCAGACUGCUAAAGAAGAGCAGUCUGAUUGUGGAGGAGAGUAUCUUCAACACGUUUCCCCCAGAGGUCAAAGAGCAACUGUGGAGAACUGAGAAAGAAGCUGCUUGAGAACCAGACACACUAACCUGUAAGCACUUCAGUUUUUGAUAGCGGGCACAGAUGUCGCUGACGGUGUUUAUCCAAGCAAUAGACAUGUGCGCAAGGUUGUCAUCCCCUUUAUGCUGGAGGACAGUGUUUGACAUUUAUGUGAUGUCAUGUUUCAGUGAUACAGAAGGAACGUUGAGUAACACAGGCAGCAAUGGCAUUUCUGAGGGUGAGUGAGCAGACCAAAUAUUACAUUUAAAUGAUGGUGCUGUUCAUUUAUGCCUUAUUGAAUAAACACAAUUAUAUUAUGGUAUUGUAAACAUUUUCACUGCAUUUUAUACCUGUGUUACGCUGCGUCCCAAUUCGCCUAUUUAUACAAUGGCUUUUAAAGUAUGUACUGUUUUUGUUAUGGAAAGUAUAUACAUUUUAGUGCGCAGCAAAACUGUAUGCAUGCAUUGGGACAUACUAACGCGAAACGGAAGUGGCCGUUGUUGCCUAGAUGACACUGUGAUCCUUAACUGUCACGGACAUCAAAUUACAGCUCUUCCUUGCAUUUAAGUAUUUAUUCAUUUAUUAUUUUGUAUGUAAUGUUUAAUGUAUACUUACAUUUAUUAAUUUAGCGGAGCAUCUUUUAUUUAAUUUUAUUAAUGCUGUGUAGCGUCACUAAACGGUGAGUUGUGGGUAAUAUCAGUCGUUAAGUGUUCAUGGAUUCACACUUCGAAUUUUCACCGGAAACAGUAGACCAUCCGGGUAUUUUGAGUAUACUCAUUUCAGCAUACUAUGAUUUGGGACAUACUAAUUCUAUUUUGGAAUACUAUUUAGGACGGAUAGUAUGCGAAUUGGGACACAGCAUUAGUGUUAUCUGUACUAUUAAGACCUCAUUAGUGUUUAAUGUUUACCGCUAUAAUAUUCUGUUAACUGCUUUUGUACUUUUAUAUUAUUGAGCAAAUAUUUUAAAAAAUGUAUUCUUGUGUUUAAAGUGCUCUGCAUUGAUUGUGAUGGUAAUACGUUUUCAAGAGAAAUGUAACACUAGACCCAGCACAAUAAUAUGCUGUGUAGCCUUUUUGACACAUUUACUAUGUACAAUUCAAGUCAUAUCUAGCAUGAAUCAUAUUAUCCAUUAGAUGUUAAACAUUUGGAAAUUCAAUAUUCAGUGUCCCUUUCACCCAGUAAUAUUAAGGGAGUUUGGUAUAGCCUACUCCUUUUUAUCUGUUUCGACAAUAUUGUGUGCUAACAGAUUAAGUGAGAAUGUUUUAUGGGGUUUGCAUGUUUGCCGUUUUUAUUCACUGAAGCAAAAAAGAACAUUGAAAAUGUACACCAAGAGAUAGUGGGAUCUAUCUAUGUGUAUUUCUUUUGUAUUAAGCAGAUGCACAUUGGUAUUACAAAAUUGUUUUUCCAAGAAGGCAAACUAGACCUUCAUUAUAUUACUCCUUACAAAUACAGCACCUUAUUUUCAUCAGUCUGCUCACUUUGAAAUGCCUUGAAAAAUGGAUGCUUUUAAACAUUUAUUUAGUUGAAAGACGUGUAAACAUUAACAUUGUAAAAUUAAGCUAGUACCCCCAACUUUGCACUUAAUGUUUACUGUUCCUUAUUCUCAUGACAUCACUGUUCACAAGACAAUCAGAAGUAUUUCGUUAAGUUUUGUAUAUGUAUGCAGUGCGGUUCUGUACAGUAUGUGUGACAUUUACAUGGAAUUAUAACUCUCAGUGUUGGAUAGAGGUUCAUUCUGUAUAUGUCAGUUAUUUACUUAUGGUAGAAUUAACCUUGCUGUUAUGUCUUGUCAUUUCAUUUGGCAUUUUCAGAUUGACAAAGGUGUUACUGUUAAUAGUUUUUUAAA